Molecule: messenger RNA, 407 nt
Organism: Notodromas monacha
Lineage: Eukaryota; Metazoa; Arthropoda; Ostracoda; Podocopida; Cyprididae
Source: the annotation of a GenBank genome assembly
CUCAAGGUGGAACUAUCUACACUAAAGAAGACCUGGAGAAGCUUGCUGUCGUUUGGAGAAAACACAGAAUGAUAGUCUUGAGCGACGAAAUUUAUGCUCAGCUCAUUUUUGAUGGAGACUUCUGUCCUACUGCGAAAGUUUAUCCGGAACGGACGAUCAUCAUGACCGGCUUUAGCAAAUGGGGUUCUUCUGGGGGCUGGAGACUGGGCUACGCCUACUUUCCCGAAGAACUGGAAGAUUUUCGGAAAGCUCUUGUUGCUUCUGCUGGCCAGUCUCAUUCAUGUGCCCCAGCACCGAUUCAGUUUGCCUGGGCUAAGGCUUUGCGGGAUGAACAUGAGCAGAUUGAUGCUUAUGUGCGAGAUUGCCGAACUAUUUUGAAGACGGUUGCGCGGUUUUGCGAACGGUUC